GGUGUGAAACGAAAACCGUUGAUAAUGGAUAAGUAUGAAAAACUCGGGAAAAUUGGCGAAGUAUUAAAUCAUUUUCAGUUAGUGGCUAUAAAGAAAUUCGUCGAAACAGAAGACGAUCCAGCAAUCAAAAAAAUUGCUUUAAGGGAAAUACGCAUGCUGAAGCAACUCAAGCAUCCGAAUUUGGUGAAUUUAAUUGAAGUUUUCAAGCGGAAUCGUAAAUUGCAUCUUGUUUUCGAGCACUGUGAUCGUACGGUGCUUCAUGAUCUUGAGAAAUACCCCAAAGGAUGUCCAGAAACGUUGAUAAAGAAGACAAUUUAUCAGCUCUUACAAGCCGUACAAUUCUGUCACGCACACAACUGCAUACACCGUGAUGUUAAACCGGAGAACAUUCUUUUGACACGCAACGAUGUGGUUAAAUUGGCCGAUUUUGGUUUCGCUCGAAUUAUAAAUACGAACGAUCUCUAUACGGACUAUGUGGCGACAAGAUGGUAUAGAAGUCCUGAAUUACUGGUCGGUGAUAUUCAAUACGGUCCACCGGUGGAUGUUUGGGCGAUAGGAUGUGUUUUUGCUGAGAUGAUCACUGGUGAGGCGAUAUGGCCGGGACGUUCCGAUGUUGAUCAACUCUAUCUUAUUCGCAAAACAAUGGGUGAAUUUCUGCCUCGUCAUAUGCAAAUAUUUCGUUCCAACCAGUUCUUCUACGGUCUUUCAAUCCCUGAACCGGACGUAUGCGAGGAUCUCAGCACGAAACUGAACACGACACCAGUUAUCAUUGAUUUCCUUUACAAAUGUUUUGAUAUCAACCCCGAGAAGCGUUGGUCAUGCAGUGAGUUGUUGCAGCAUGACUAUUUUCAUGGUUUCACCUAUCGAAUACCGUCAUCUGAAAAUGAGUCUCCUGCAAAACGGUCGUCCGGUAAUUAUUUACCGUAUCUGAAUGGUGGUCAAUCAAAUGAACCACGUUCGCUGAUUCCUCGUCUGCACACAAUGAACAAUCUGGUGAUGAGUCGAUCAUAUCUCCCCUCAAUCUAA
Molecule: messenger RNA, 1026 nt
Organism: Anisakis simplex (herring worm)
Lineage: Eukaryota; Metazoa; Nematoda; Chromadorea; Rhabditida; Anisakidae
Source: the annotation of a GenBank genome assembly